AUGGCUUCUGCAGGUGCUUUCCCGACGUCGAUGACUCGACCUGAGUCAAAGGAUGGCUCCAAGGACGACGAGAAGGACCUCGGAAUCGAGCCAGUGACCACCACUGAAAUGGGCCAUUCGGAAGAGUACACGGAGGAGGAUUACAAGAAGUUGACGCGGAAGAUUGACCGAUAUCUCAUUCCAACCAUGUUCUUCAUGUAUGGCAUCCAACAGACCGACAAGACGUCCAUCAGUAUUCAAGCGGUAUAUCUUCAGCUCUUGACUCCAAUGGCUUAG
Messenger RNA from Colletotrichum chrysophilum, 276 nucleotides. RefSeq lists its product as uncharacterized. The transcript has 3 exons. The record is from RefSeq and is a predicted model, not a curated record. Lineage: Eukaryota; Fungi; Ascomycota; Sordariomycetes; Glomerellales; Glomerellaceae. The coding region runs from base 1 to 276 and encodes 91 amino acids.